AUGGGCAAAGAUAAAUACGGCACAUUCUUUGAAGGAAAAGAAUUUAUAAAUGAAGAAAAGAGCGAGGAAGAAAUUAGGAAAUACAUGCUAGAAGAUAAUUUAGGAGAGUUGAAAAGAGUUAAGAAAAUUUUGAAAUCAGGUGAUGACAUAUAAAAGUGUGCCCUAUAUAGCAAUUUGAAGAACUAUUUUUCUUGGAAGCAUGAAGAUUCAAUACCAAUUAUAGAAGCACUGAUUAGUGAUUUGUUUAAUCAAGCACCAGAAACACAAAUAGAGGCAGGCAAAUGUCUUAAGACAGUAAUAGCAGAAAGAGAUUUAGUUCAAUUAGUAGGAAAUUAGAAUGUUGAUAUCAUUUUCGACACAAUGAUGCAAAUGCUUAGAUCGAAACAAGUACCAAUCAUAGACGAGUGGAUUUAAGUCUUCGAAAAUUUUCUAAGCAACAUAAACUACUAAAAAUAUGAAAAGAAUAUAAAUGACGAAUUUGUUAAGCUUUCUGGAAUAACAUCACCUUCGAUCAAUAAAGCAACAUCCAUGAGAAUUUUAGGUAUUUUGAUGAAGGUAAAGAAAGGCAAUGUGAGAGACUAAAUGAUAGAAAUAGCAUAACUAUUUUCAUAAACUGCAGAAUCUGAAAUCAAAUAGAGAUUGUUGAAUUAUGUAAUUGAAUAUAUCUUUAUGUAUUUACCAAAAGAAGAGCUCGAAAAGUACUGGAACGAAAAGCUUCUUGAAUUUUUGCAAGAUCAAAAUGUUUAAAUCAAAUGUGAUACUAUUGAGAUUGUUUCAAGGAUUUUAGAUAAAUUGAGUGAGAAUUUCAAGUCUAACAAGAUUAAAAUUCUCUUCUUCGAUUUGAUUAACACAAAAUAAAACUAAGUCAAACUCACAUUUUCGCGUUACAUAGGUCCUUACAUUUUUAAUAUGAGAAAUAUACUCGAUUAGAAGCCUGCUAAUUAAACUGUUAUUUUUGCUACACUUUAAGAGUACUGUGAAAGCACUGAAAGCUAAAUUAGAGUUAACUUUUUAUAUAAUUUACCUGGACUGCUUUAGGUAUAUGGAAAAAAGAUUUGGUCAAAUGUUAGCAAAUAAUAUUACAAUAUGCUUCUGAGAGAUGAUGAUAUCAGUGUUAGAGUAUAAGCUAUAAAUAUUUAUUGCUAAAUUAUUGAAUUUGUUGGUAAAGCUGAAUUUAGAAAUUAAAUUAAGUUACACAUGAAAGCUAUUAUCAAUGAUGAAGCAAGCCAACCAAAAAAUUAAUUUGUAAAAAUAUUACCCUAAAUAUUUGAAUAUUACAAAGAAGAUGUUAAGACAAAUCGCUAGUUUUUCUCAGAAAUUUUGAAAGAAUUUUUAGAUAUUUUAGAGAAAGAAAUAUCUAGUCCUAAUUGGAGAUUCCUCCAACUAGUAAUAAAUUUCAUAGAACAAGACUUUAGUCUUUAUGAUUCCUUUGAAAUGAAUGACCUCUAUUUUCCUAUAAUAUUUUAAGCUAUGCUAAAAGGCAGCACCCAAAUAAGAAAAUCAUCUUUAUAAUCAAUUAUAAAUUACCUUGAAUUUAGUUCAAAUAAACAAGAUAGAGACGCAGUUAUUUCAUAUAUUUCCAACAACUUUUACCUAGCUCGUUCUUACUAAUAAAAAAUAUCUUAUGUUUAAUUUGUAGAAAAACUGCUAGAAAAGUUUGACUAAAGUUUAUUUAGAAACUACAAAUUUAUCAAUAUUUUAAAUUAUCACAUGGACAGAGUUCCUCAGCUAAGAAAAUAUUUAGCAAAAAUCUUAUUUCCUAUAUUCUAAGCGAUUACUUCUCCAACUGAUAAAGAUUAAUUUAAUAAAUUACUUGAAGCAUGUAAAAACCUGCUCACAGACAAAGACCAGCAAGUCUAGGAAUUAACUCAAAAAGCUUGUGAUGAUAUAACCUAAGAAGACCCUAAUUUUAUGGAAAAAGUAAAUAAUUAUGUGAUCCCAAUCACUAAUAUAAAUUAUGAAUCUAGUAAAUCAUCUAACUACAUUAGUGAUGAUUUAGAUGUGUUAGAAUAUACAAAUAUAAAGAAUAGAAAGUUUAGUGAGAAACCUAAUUCUAUAAACAACAAAGUUUCAUUAAUUGCUAGUUCUCAAAAUAGGAAGAAUUAUUAAAGUGGGUCAUCUUUAAGUGGAGUAACCUCCACAACAGUUAGGAAUAACUCAGGUUAGAGAUCAAUUUAAUCAACAACAAAUUAAAAAUAAAUAACAGCUUCUAAGUCAAAUAAUAGUUCUAUUACAAAUAUUCCUUUAAUGAGCAAUGGCACAGCCCCAAAGAAAACAAUACCAGUAACUUCCAGUUCUACCUCAAAUGGUAUUAAAAAAUUAACUGUUUCGAAUGGAUUGCCUUUGAAAAGUGAUAAACCAUCUAACGGUAGCAGCUCUGUUUCAACAAUAAAACCAACCAUAGGCAGCUAGUCUUAGUCUAAUGGCAUCUCUAAAUUAGGCAAUACUAAAGUCAAUUCUUAAAAUGUGCAAUCUUUCAGUAAUAUAGGAAAACCAACAGGUGUAAAGCCAAUAAAUUCUCUUUUAAAAAAAUGA
Tetrahymena thermophila SB210 is the source of this 2535-nucleotide messenger RNA. RefSeq lists its product as hypothetical. The record is from RefSeq and is a predicted model, not a curated record. The transcript has 9 exons. Lineage: Eukaryota; Ciliophora; Oligohymenophorea; Hymenostomatida; Tetrahymenidae.